This is a messenger RNA of Glarea lozoyensis ATCC 20868, 1377 nucleotides long. RefSeq lists its product as uncharacterized. Bases 1 to 1377 code for a protein of 458 amino acids. The transcript is spliced from 5 exons. Lineage: Eukaryota; Fungi; Ascomycota; Leotiomycetes; Helotiales; Helotiaceae. The record is from RefSeq and is a predicted model, not a curated record.
AUGGCUGCUCCUGCGACUCAAAACCCACAAGUCAAGUCCGAGUCUAAAUCUGCGAAGAAGAAGAAGGCCAAGGUUGCAACCACUGAUGCUGAACCAGCUGCCGCACCGGCAGCUGAGCAAGCUACCAAUGGGCCCACUGAAAGCAGCAGCGGAGAUGGUUCCUACGAGAGUCCAUACAUCAAGGAAUUAUACAAAAACAUCCGCAACAUAAACAAAAAGAUCGCCAAUGCUUCUAAAGUUGACGGUAUCGUUGCUGAAAAUGCUGAUAAAACCCUUGACCAAUUGGUCGCAGAGCGCAAAAUCAAUGCCGACCAGAAGGCGCAAAUUCUAAAGAAGCCUGGUCUCGCACAGCAACUCCAACAGUACGAAGAGCAGAUUGCGCAUUUCAAGAAAUUUGAUCAAGAAUACAAGGCUGCGUCGCAGGCAGAGAAGGCAGCAUUCGAGAAGACUCAUACAGAUCGUGCGAGCAAGGAGCUGGAAGAAGCUGUCAGUUCAGCAAAGGCCGAGGGCGCGAGUGCAGCACGCGAAGCACAAGAGAGCAAUCUUUUGCUGCUUUCGCAGUUCCUGCGACUUGCUGCUAUUCGCAGAGGGGAAGAUGAGGAUCCUGAAUUAGAGGAAAACAAGGCUUUGGAAGGCUUGCUUGGAAGAGUCUAUACUGGUGAUGCUGCUGCCGUUUCUUCGAUGCUCAGUCUCAUCAAUGGCUCCGACGAGAAAAUAUAUUCCGUCAAUGGCGACCCAUUGUCCGUUUCAUUUGCGGAUAUCAAGCGUAUUGCACUUGCUCAAGCUGCCCCCUCUACUCUUGAGAGCGCCGCCGACCCAUCAGAGGAGGAACCCACUGCUGUUACGGAUUACCCUGUUCAGAGUGACCCAACAAUUGCAAAUGCUGGCCUCACAGAAAUUGACGAACCCUCUGCCACCGCUGCUCCUGUCAAUGGCACCAGCACUGCCAAUGAGAUUGAAGGUAUUCCACAAAACUCCGGUUUCGGUGGAGAGGGAAAUGCUGCUGCUAAGGAGAACUGGGAUGCUCAAAAUGAUCUCUCUACCUCUCAGGAGUGGGUAGAGGUGCCGCGAGAUGCUGCCGAGACCGACACUGGCGUUACUGCUACUCCGGCUGCCGCAACCAAUACGCAGAGCUGGGCUGAUGAUCAGCCAGAGAGCCCUACUCAAACAACUGCAGCCCCUCCAGCCACCGAAGACGACGGUUUCCAGAACGUGCCACAACGAUCACGCGGACGUGGUGACCGUGGACAAGGAGGACAAUACCGUGGCAACCGUGGUCGUGGCGAGUAUCGUGGCCGCGGACGUGGUGAUGGACGAGGAAGAGGCGGUCGUGGAGGUCCUCGAGGAGGUCCACGACGUGGAGGUGAAGAAUCAUAG